CACGUGGGGCCGCCCUCACGUCUCGGCGCUGGCGGCGCGGCGGCCGCGGCACAGCUCAGUAGGGCGUUACGCGCGGUCCCCGCGCAUCGCCCGCGCCGCUGCGGCCAGGAGCCCAGCCCAGCCCAGCCCAGCCAAGCUCAGCCCAGCCCGGCCGAGCCCAGCCCAGCCGGCGGGAAGAGAGCAGCAGCCUGCUGUAUCUGUGAUCUACAAUGAAUGCCAAAUCUGCAAUCAGCAAAGAAAUUUUUGCCCCACAUGAUGAAAGGAUGCUGGGAGCAGUCCAAGUGAAAAGAAGAACAAAAAAAAAGAUUCCUUUCCUAGCUACUGGGGGUCAGGGUGAAUAUUUAACAUACAUCUGCCUGUCAGUGACGAACAAGAAACCAGCUCAAGCAUCUAUUACGAAGGUGAAGCAAUUUGAAGGCUCUACAUCUUUUGUCAGGAGAACACAAUGGAUGCUCGAGCAGCUUCGCCAGGUCAAUGGUAUAGACCCUAAUCGGGAUUCCCCAGAAUUUGAUUUACUCUUUGAAAAUGCUUUUGACCAAUGGGUAGCAAGCACAGCUUCAGAAAAAUGCACAUUCUUUCAGGUUCUACAUCACACUUGUCAGCGAUACCUUACAGACAAGAAGCCAGAAUUUAUCAACUGCCAGUCUAAAAUUAUGGGAGGAAACAGCAUACUCCAUUCAGCAGCAGACAGUGUCACAAGUGCAGUACAGAAGGCAAGUCAGGCUUUGAAUGAGCGUGGUGAAAGGCUAGGUCGAGCAGAAGAAAAGACAGAGGAGCUGAAAAACAGCGCUCAGCAGUUUGCAGAGACAGCACACAAGCUUGCCAUGAAACACAAAUGCUGAGAUACUGCCCAAAGUUGAAGUCUUCCCGAAAGGAACUGAAAAGGCUACAUGCAGCAACUUUUACAGGAGAUCCAAACUUCUGUGUGCUUUUUCCUUCCAGUUCAGUGGAGAUGCAUUCUUUCAGUUUAUGUGCAGGAAAAAGUGUUGCAUUUCUACCUUUUUGACUUACUUUUUGUUCCUCUUUUGUAACACUGCUACACAGUCCUGCAGUACUUUCUACCUGUAUUUCAGUUGUUACAGGAAUGAAAGCAAGCAGGGGAACUGGACCAAAUGACAAGCUGAUCAGGAUUAAAAUAGUAAUAUCCUUCCCCAGUUGUACAGAAAAUUGUUUAACUGGUUGUGGACAUACGUGUGGAAAUGAAGUCCAAAGAAGGGGUGUAUGUUUCUUCAUUUUAUGUAGCAUCAGCAGAAUGUAAAUGUUGGAAUUAAACACCUGGGGUUGUAACAAUAGCGGAGAAUAGACUGCUUUGUCCUGGGGAACAGAAAAACUUCUUUUUUCUACCCAACGUAGAGGUUUUGCAUGUGCCAUCACCAGCAUUCAGAAGUGCGUAUCUGAAUUUCAUAGGAGAAUCUGUUACCAGUGCUGCAUUUUGAAUAUGCCUAUUUUCCCUUCCGGAUUGCUUAUUUGAAUAGUAUCAUGAAACCUACAGAAUGUAUGCUUGAGGUUUCAAAAUUGAGGAAAAAGGUGAUUUUUACAUCUAUACAUACAUAGCUGUGCCUCAAACGCAAUCCAGAAGUUAGCAAUCUAGUAUAAAAUAACAUUUCAUUUUCUUUUUACCUGUGAUUCUGUGGCUAAAGGCCUAUGUAAAUGAGAAUGCAAAGGCCUGGGAAAAUGAGAAUGCACUAUUUUCAGUGUCAUCUGUUGUUUCUUAAAUUCUACCAUAAGAAUUUUUGGGAACAUUUCAGAAAUCUGAUUAGAAUGGCUUUUGUGUUAGCUAGUAGUCUGAUUUUUAAAAUAGAACCUUUCAAAAAAGCAUGUCAUGGUACAUUAGAACCAUAACUUCUAGUUUGGGUCUCAGUUUUCAAUAUAUAUUAUCACUGUAAGGGCGACUCCCUACUUUAUUCUCUAUUCACUAUAUGCAAUAUAUGCACUGUAUUCUCUUACAAAAAUAAGUGGGUUACUCUUUCUUUCACAGCUGUUUUCUUAACAUUUUUAAGGUGUUCUAAUGUGCUUCUUGAAUGAAGAAAAAAAAAAAGAUGCUGCACUUUUUUAAAAAACAAAACAAACGGUAAACUAGAAACAGAAAUUGUAGCAGAAGUUUCAGCCUUCGUCUUCUGAAGAUGCCUGCUCUUCAUUUUUGUUCUCGUUUUGCCGGAGAGCCAGAAAGCUGGCAUUAGGUGAAUGUACUGUAGUUUUCAUUUUCCAUGUAGAAUAAGAUUUUUGCAUUAUUAAUGACACUUUAAACAGUCUAAAAUCCUCAAAGCAGUGCUUGUAAAGAGAUAAAAGCUUCGGCAGUGACUGAGAAUAUUUUAGUUACUGCAAGCUGAAGUAACUGAAAAUCUCUUGGAAAUACCCAUUUUGUAAAAAGAUGCUUGGCUUUAGGGAAAAAUUGUAAUUUGAACUAAGGACACUAUCUAGUUAAGUGAUUGCAUUCAAACUUUACAUGUGGUUUGUUUUUUUUCUCCUGUAAUUUCAACUGUUUUGUAUGAAGCUUUCUAUUUAAUUUCACACUGGGAAUUGAAAGAAGGUAGAUUUGUCAUCUGUGUAGCACCAUACGAUCAUUUACAUCUAUUUAGCAUCAGCUCUAGCAGCUACGACAUCCAGCACCAUCGACUGAAAGGGAAUUUGGCCACUUCUGUUAUAAAUCAGAGCAGACUCAUUAACGGCAUGAGUUCUGAACACUCCGUUGAGCUAUGUACAAUUAAUGCCUGCCCUGGAAAUGUCAGUAGCUUUCCAAGCACUAUUUUAAUGACUGUGGGUAUUUCUGCAAAUUAACCGGGAAAACAGUCCCUCGUUAGAAAUUAAACUUCUGCUACAGACAAGAUGUUGGGCCUUUUUUUUUAAAAAUAGCUGCAUUAGAAAUCAGUCAGGGAAUACAUUUUUGCCCACAUAGCUAUCUUCUGUCAUCAUCUUUUCCACUCUAACUGUAUUCUGCUGCUAACCUCAAGUCUUUCUCUCGAGAGAAAGAAGGAAUACGUUUUGAACUGCUGCCAUCUAGCUGGUCUUCCAAGCUUGUCAGUAAUUUAGAAGAAAUGUCUAAAACCCAGAUCAGAUAAACCUGAAAAGAAUUAGUUAUCUAAAUUCAGAUAAAAAGGCGUAGGUUUUCAGGUGUUUACAUGAAUAUCAGCUGGGCAGGACAAGGUCACAGUUGCACUGCUAAGUUCCAGACCUCUUGUGAAUUGAACUGUUCUAAAACAUUACUUUAGUCCCGUGGACAGUUUCAGCAUUUAUUUUUUUUACUAUCCUCCAGUUAAGUGUAUUAUGUUAUGUAUCAUAACUCAGGACUUCUAUCCAGCCAUCAAAAGCCAUUUACUAUGGGAAUUCUAAGUAACCUGGUGUUAUUGAGUGAAGGAAAAGCAGUUUGUCUCUGUGUUUACUUUGUUCUUGCUGUUCAUUAAACUUCAAGAUUUGGUAGUUUUUAGGAAAAAAAAAAAAUCGGAGGUGUAUAAAUGUCUAUCCAAAGGUAAAUCUUAUAGCAUUGCAAUUUCCUUCUGGAACUUAGCUUGUAGUG
This is a messenger RNA of Phalacrocorax carbo (great cormorant), 3514 nucleotides long. The record is from RefSeq and is a predicted model, not a curated record. Lineage: Eukaryota; Metazoa; Chordata; Aves; Suliformes; Phalacrocoracidae.